AUGCCCUCUAUAUCGGUAAAAUUAGUGGCAGCUGAAUCACUGUAUAAGAGAGAUGUUUUCCGCUCUCCUGAUCCAUUCGCUGUUUUAACUAUUGACGGUUAUCAAACAAAAUCAACUUCAGCUGCAAAGAAAACUUUAAACCCUUAUUGGAAUGAAACUUUCAAAUUCGAUGAUAUUAAUGAAAAUUCUGUAUUGACUAUACAGGUCUUUGAUCAAAAAAAAUUUAAGAAAAAGGAUCAAGGUUUCCUUGGUGUUGUUAAUAUUCGUGUCGGUGACGUAUUGGGUCAUCUUGAUGAAGAUGGAAGAUCUGCAAGAGAAGAAACUAUAACGAGAGAUUUGAAAAGAUCAAACGAUGGCAUGGCUGUAAGCGGUAGAUUAAUCGUAGUAUUAUCAAAACAGCCUUCUUCAAGUAGAUCACAUAGUUCUACUACCACUACAACCACAACCAAUGCUACCAUUCCUGGCACACAGCAACCUGUUCCUGGUGCAAUCACGAAUGCUCAGACAGCAAAUCGUUCGGCUAAUCCAACUGCUCAGGCGGUAGAAUCAACUCUACAAAGUGGUGCUAUCGCCCAAGCAAAUAAUGCUGCUGUCUCGUCUUCUCCAAAUACUCCAAAUAAUACUAGACAAUACUCUUCUUUCGAAGAUCAAUAUGGUCGUCUACCUCCUGGUUGGGAAAGAAGAACUGAUAAUUUUGGUAGGACUUAUUACGUCGACCACAAUACAAGAACCACUACAUGGAAAAGACCUGCUUUAGACCAAACCGAAGCAGAAAGAGGUACUCAAUUGAAUGCAAAUACAGAAUUGGAGAGAAGACAACAUAGAGGCAGAACUCUACCCGGUAGUAAUUCUACUGAUAAUUCCGGUAUCUCAGUACAAGUAAAUAAUACUGCUGCUACCCCUGCAGUUAAUGGUACUGCUGCAGCAGCUUUUGCCGCUACCGGUGCUACCACUUCUGGUCUUGGCGAAUUACCAUCUGGUUGGGAACAAAGAUUCACCCCUGAAGGUAGAGCCUACUUUGUUGAUCAUAAUACAAGAACGACCACUUGGGUUGAUCCAAGAAGACAACAAUACAUUCGUACAUACGGUCCAACAAAUACAACGAUACAACAACAACCUGUAUCACAACUGGGUCCAUUACCUUCAGGUUGGGAAAUGAGAUUAACCAAUACAGCUCGUGUCUAUUUUGUUGAUCAUAAUACAAAGACAACAACGUGGGAUGAUCCAAGGUUACCAUCAUCAUUGGAUCAAAAUGUUCCACAAUAUAAGAGAGAUUUCAGACGUAAAGUUAUCUAUUUCAGAUCACAACCUGCAUUAAGAAUCUUACCGGGACAAUGUCACAUUAAGGUACGUAGGAAGAAUAUCUUUGAAGAUGCAUACCAGGAAAUUAUGAGACAAACUCCAGAAGAUUUAAAGAAAAGAUUAAUGAUUAAAUUCGAUGGUGAGGAAGGUUUAGAUUAUGGUGGUGUCUCAAGAGAAUUUUUCUUCCUUUUAUCUCAUGAAAUGUUUAAUCCAUUCUACUGUCUAUUUGAAUAUUCCGCACAUGAUAACUAUACUAUACAGAUUAAUCCAAAUAGUGCAAUAAAUCCCGAGCAUUUGAAUUAUUUCAAAUUCAUCGGCAGAGUCGUCGGACUUGGUGUUUUCCAUAGAAGAUUUUUGGAUGCAUUCUUUGUUGGUGCAUUAUAUAAGAUGAUGCUAAGGAAAAAAGUCGUUUUACAAGAUAUGGAAGGUGUUGACGCCGAUGUUCAUAAUUCAUUGAAUUGGACUCUAGAAAAUAGUAUAGAUGGUGUCUUAGAUUUAACUUUCAGUGCUGACGAUGAAAGAUUUGGUGAAGUUGUUACUGUUGAUCUAAAGGAAAAUGGUAGAGACAUUGAAGUCACAGAUGAAAAUAAAAAGGAAUAUAUCGAGUUGUAUACACAAUGGAAAAUUGUUGAUAGAGUUCAAGAACAAUUCAAAGCAUUCAUGGAUGGUUUCAAUGAACUAAUUCCAGAAGAUUUGGUUACCGUUUUCGAUGAACGUGAAUUAGAAUUAUUAAUAGGUGGUAUUGCCGAAAUUGAUAUUGAAGAUUGGAAAAAACAUACAGACUACCGUGGUUACCAAGAAUCUGAUGAAGUUAUUCAAUGGUUCUGGAAAUGUGUCACAGAAUGGGAUAACGAACAAAAGGCAAGAUUAUUGCAAUUUACUACAGGUACAUCAAGAAUUCCUGUCAAUGGGUUCAAAGAUUUACAAGGUUCUGAUGGUCCAAGAAGAUUUACAAUUGAAAAAGCUGGUGAAGUACAACAAUUACCUAAAUCCCAUACUUGUUUCAAUAGAGUCGAUUUACCACCUUAUGCAGAUUAUGAAAGCUUAAGACAAAAAUUAACGUUAGCCGUCGAGGAAACUAUUGGUUUCGGUCAAGAAUAG
This is a messenger RNA of Kazachstania africana CBS 2517, 2403 nucleotides long. RefSeq names its product NEDD4 family E3 ubiquitin-protein ligase (gene RSP5). Gene Ontology annotation, molecular function: ubiquitin protein ligase activity; protein binding. The transcript has a single exon. The record is from RefSeq and is a predicted model, not a curated record. The coding region runs from base 1 to 2403 and encodes 800 amino acids. Gene Ontology annotation, biological process: ubiquitin-dependent protein catabolic process. Lineage: Eukaryota; Fungi; Ascomycota; Saccharomycetes; Saccharomycetales; Saccharomycetaceae.